This is a messenger RNA of Paraphaeosphaeria sporulosa, 860 nucleotides long. RefSeq names its product nitroreductase. Gene Ontology annotation, molecular function: oxidoreductase activity. Bases 75 to 767 code for a protein of 230 amino acids. The transcript has a single exon. Lineage: Eukaryota; Fungi; Ascomycota; Dothideomycetes; Pleosporales; Didymosphaeriaceae. The record is from RefSeq and is a predicted model, not a curated record.
CCAGGCAGAUCAAAGUGCACACCUCGUAUAAACAAAUCGCCUGCAAGCUCACCACAAACGCGAGCUUCACCACCAUGGCACCAGAUGGAUCGGCCACGACCGGAGCGACACAAACACUCACCAGCCUGGCCCGCACCCGCCACAGCACCCGGGCCUACAAGCCUGAUCCCGUUCCCAGACCGCUGCUGGAAGAAUGCUUCGAGAUCGCACAGCAUGUUUCGUCAAAAUCAAACCUGCAGCCGUGGCGUGUAACAGUCGUAGAGGGCGCUGCCCUGCAACGCCUCGAGAAGAGCCUCCUAGCUGCUGUCGAAGCCAACGAAGCACCACAGAUCGCCCCGAUUCCGGUCAAGUACUCAAAGUAUCGCUCCGCGAUGGGGCGUUCCAUCUACGGGCCAGACGGGUAUAACAUCCCACGAGACGCCAGGGAACAGCUGGAGACUGCGCGGCAGAGGAAUUAUACAUUCUUUGAUGCGCCCAUCGGAUUGAUCGUGGCGAUGGAUAGUGCGCUUGCCAAGGUCGAUGUCUUAUCCGUGGGGCUGUAUCUGCAGAUGUUGCUUUUGUUGUUGCAAGAGCGUGGCGUUUCCAACUGCAUCGAAGUCAGUGUGGCGGGCUACCCGCGACAGAUUCGGGAGGAACUGGGCAUUCCAGAGGAUAUGGAUAUACUUUGCGGAGUCGCGGUCGGAUACGCAGACCAGACGAAGCCGGGGGCUAGGAUCCCCGGGGAGAGGGACGAUUGGUGGAGCAAUGUUAAUUUUGUAGGAAACUGACAACAUGUUCCUUUCCAGUACAGAAGUCUUGUUUGAUGGUAAGUCGUGGCGUCGUGAGUAUCAAUGGGCAGCGCAUCACUCUGUAUGCAGGGC